GGGGGGUGCUGGGUGAGGACUGGUGGCGGAUCUUCUACCCAAGGCAAAGGAGGGAGCCGAGGCGAUGGGCGAAGCGCAGACCGCCUAGCAGGAUUGAUCCUCCUUCAACCAGGCCUUGCUGAUGAUGAAUGGAACAGCCAAUGUGAACGCAGCUGGACGAAGCCAUUAUGCCUCCUCUAUACCUGUUCCCAGAGCUGCAUCCCACAGCAAGAUACAUACCCUGGCAGCAUCGCCCAAAUUGCCCCCAAGACAGAACAGUGUGGGAGCUGUUCCCUCGCAGAGGGCAUCAUCACCCAGGACAGGGAAGGGGCUGGUUAGCUCAAGCAGUGGAGCUCCAAAAGGAUCCAAGCAAAAGCUGAUCCCGAAGACUCCAGCAGCUGCAAGCCCUGGGCAGGAGAAAUCGGAGGCGUCUGAGAGCCAUGGUGGGUCAGAUGGGAUAGACUCCAGCCUCAGCCUGAGCAUGGUGUCUGGCUGCAGCAGUCCCAGGGGGAUGCAGAGGUCCAGCUCCAGAACUAUUGGGGCAAAUAAGAAAGCUGCUGUUCAAGCAACCGAGAGAAGCAAGGACACCACAAAACAUGGGGAAGACAGUAGCAGCCGCGGUGCCAAGAAGGGUCUUGGGAAGCCCAGUACAAUUCCUGAACCUGCAAAAACCUCUCACCUCCCAGGAAAGAGCCCUUCCUAUCUCAGCUUGUAUAGUGAGACUUUGUUGACCAGGUCUUCAGAGGGAUCCACCACAAAGAGGCCUCAGAGUUGUCCUGUUAAAGGUCAGUGGGCCUCAGAAGCCAAUGGGAAAGGAAGUGGAACGUCUAAGCCAGAGGAAAAACCUCAGGUGAUCUCACUGGACACAAGCAACCUCAAUAAGGGCCCUGUGCUGCACACUGGGCCUAUCAGUUUUUCCUCUGUGCCUCAGCACAACCAUCCCAUCAUGGCCACGGUAGCCCCGUUCCAUUAUCGGCGACAGGGUGAGAAAGAGAGGAGCAGCUCAUCUAAAGAGGAGUCUGCAUGUGAAGAGCAGCAGCCCAACCCUACUGAAGGGCCUGAACAUGGCUUGAGAAGCACGGAUCCUGAAUCCCAGAGAAAGAGGACAGUACAGAAUGUGCUUGACUUGCGGCAGAACCUGGAGGAGACCAUGUCCAGCUUGAGGGGCUCCCAAGUAACUCACAGCUCGCUGGAGAUGACGUGUUAUGACAGCGAUGAAGCCAACCCCCGCAGCGUGUCCAGCCUGUCCAACCGCUCCUCUCCCCUCUCCUGGCGCUAUGGUCAGUCCAGCCCCCGCCUGCAGGCUGGAGAUGCCCCUUCAGUGGGUGGGGGAUGCCGCUCGGAAGGCACCCCCAGCUGGUACAUGCAUGGGGAGCGAGCUCAUUAUUCCCACACCAUGCCCAUGCGCAGCCCCAGCAAGCUCAGCCACAUUUCCCGCCUGGAGCUUGUGGAGUCGCUUGAUGCUGAUGACGUUGAUCUCAAAUCCGGGUACAUGAGUGACAGUGACUUAAUGGGCAAGACCAUGACUGAGGAUGAUGAUAUCACCACAGGCUGGGAUGAGAGUAGCUCCAUCAGCAGCGGCCUCAGCGAUGCCUCUGACAAUCUCAGCUCAGAAGAGUUCAAUGCCAGCUCCUCGCUCAAUUCCCUGCCUUCCACCCCCACGGCUUCUCGCAGGAACUCCGCCAUAGCGCUGCGCACAGACUCUGAGAAGCGCUCACUGGCAGAGAGUGGGCUGAACUGGUACGGAGAGCCAGAAGAGAAGGCUCAGAAGAAGAUGGACUAUGACAGCGGGAGUCUGAAAAUGGAGCACAGCUCUUCCAAAUGGCGACGGGAGCGCUCGGAAAGCUGUGACGAGGCUCCUGCCAAAGGCGGAGAUCUGAAAAAGCCAGUCAGUUUGGGCCCACCGGGCUCCUUGAAGAAGGGCAAGACUCCCCCUGUGGCAGUGACCUCUCCCAUCACCCAUACAGCCCAGACCCUCAAAGUGGCAGGUAAACCUGAAGCAAAAGCGACAGACAAGAACAAGCUUUCUGUAAAGAACGCCAGCCUGCAGCGCUCAUCUUCUGAUGCUGGCCGAGAUCGGAUUUCAGAUGCCAAGAAACCUCCUUCUGGGCUGUCCCGGACCACAACUUCCAGCUCCUUUGGCUACAAGAAGCCACCUCCUGCAACUGGCACUGCCACGGUGAUGCAAGCUGGUGGCUCGGCCACCCUUGGUAAGAUCCAGAAGACCUCUAGCAUCCCAGUCAAGCCGGUCAAUGGAAGGAAAACGAGCUUGGAUGUCUCUAAUGCUGUGGAGCCUGGCUUCUUGGCCCCAGGGGCCCGCACCAACAUUCAAUACCGGAGCCUGCCACGCCCAGCUAAAUCUAGUUCCAUGAGCGUGACUGGUGGGCGCAGUGGGCCACGGCCAGUGAGCAGCAGCAUUGACCCCAGCCUGCUCAGCACAAAAGGGAGCAUCAGCGUCUCGCGGCUGAAAGAGCCCUCUAAGAUUGGCACAGGCCGGAGCACGCCAGUGCCAGUGAAUCAGACGGACAGGGAGAAGGAGAAAGCUAAAGCCAAAGCUGUGGCCCUGGACUCUGACUGCGUCUCGCUCAAGAGUAUUGGCUCCCCUGAAAGCACCCCGAAGGCUCAAGGUGGGCACCAGACUUCUGCUAAAGUGGCUGAGUUGCCACCAACUCCACUCAGGUCAGCUGCCAAAAGCUACGUAAAAGCUCCUUCUCUGGCCAACCUGGACAAGGUGAACUCCAACAGUCUGGACCUCCCUCCCUCCAGCGAACACCAGAUGCACGGUGGCAAACUGCACGAGCCCCACCCAGCUGCAGUGAACGUGGGCACCCACCUCACGUCGUGCUUCACGCCAAGCCCUGCUCCGGUCCUUAACAUUAACUCUGCUAGCUUCUCCCAGGGCCUGGAGCUCAUGGGGGGCUUCAGCAUCCCCAAGGAAUCCCGCAUGUACCCCAAGCUCUCAGGGUUGCACAGGAGCAUGGAGUCCUUACAGAUGCCUAUGAGCCUGCACAGUCCCUUCUCUGCAGGCAAUACAACUGCUCCCACCACUGUUCCCACCCCUCCCGUUGUGGCUGCUGAGGAGGAACCCAGUGAGAUGUCCUGGACGGGGAGCCCCAGGAUCACACACCUGGACAGCUCUAACCGUGAUCGGAAUACAUUGCCCAAGAAGGGACUAAGGUAUCAAAUCCAGUCCCAGGAAGAGGCCAAGGAGAGGCGGCACUCCCACACGAUUGGAGGAUUGCAGGAAUCAGAUGAUCAGUCUGAGCUGCCUUCCCCUCCUGCUCUCUCCAUGCCGUUGGUUGGAAAGGCACCACUCACUAAUAUUGUGACCCCCACGGCAGCCAACACCCCGAGGAUCACCCGCUCCAACAGCAUCCCCACCCACGACUCCACCUUCGAGCUGUACAAUGCAUCCCCCAUGGGCAGCACCCUCUCCCUGGCAGACCGGCCCAAGGGCAUGAUCCGUUCGGGCUCCUUUCGCGACCCUGUGGAUGAUGGUGAGAGUCCUGCACCCAGCCAGGAGGACAAGAGUCUCCUCCACAGUAAUAAUGUUCACGGAUCUGUGCUGUCCCUGGCGUCGAGUGCUUCCUCCACUUACUCCUCAGCUGAGGAGAGGAUGCAGUCUGAGCAAAUCCGCAAACUGCGCCGUGAGUUGGAGUCAUCCCAGGAGAAAGUGGCCACGUUGACAUCCCAGCUUUCAGCCAACGCAAACUUAGUAGCAGCCUUUGAGCAGAGCCUCGUGAACAUGACUUCCCGUCUCCGACAUCUUGCAGAGACUGCGGAAGAGAAGGACACUGAGCUGGUGGACUUGAGGGAGACAAUUGAUUUCUUGAAGAAAAAGAACUCGGAAGCCCAAGCUGUUAUCCAAGGGGCCCUGAAUGGAACAGACAUUACACCCAAAGAGCUGCGUAUCAAGAGGCAGAACUCGUCGGACAGUAUAUCCAGCCUGAACAGCAUCACCAGCCAUUCUAGCAUCGGCAGUGGCAAGGAUGCAGAUGCCAAGAAGAAGAAAAAGAAGAGCUGGGUGUAUGAGUUGAGGAGCUCUUUCAACAAGGCUUUCAGCAUCAAGAAGGGCCCAAAAUCUGCCUCCUCCUAUUCCGACAUAGAGGAGAUCGCCACCCCAGAUUCUUCCGCACCAUCGUCCCCCAAACUACAACAUGGAUCCACGGAGACAGCCUCGCCCUCCAUCAAAUCUUCCAACUCCUCUUCUGUGGGCAUUGAUAACACUGAGUUGUUCCAGGCCAAUGAAGAAGAGGAGCCUGAGAAAAAGGAGGUCUCAGAGCUGCGCUCAGAGCUGUGGGAGAAGGAAAUGAAACUGACCGACAUACGUUUGGAGGCCCUAAACUCUGCCCACCAGCUGGACCAACUGCGCGAAACUAUGCACAACAUGCAGCUGGAAGUGGAUCUAUUGAAAGCUGAGAACGACCGGCUGAAGGUGGUUCCUGGGCCCUCUUCUGUGCCAAGCUCCAUCCCAAGUCAUGUCUUGAGCUCAUCUGCUGCCUCUUCUCCAAGACGCUCUCUAGGGCUCCAGCUCACUCACCCUUUCAGUCCCAGUUUGACUGAUACAGAGCUUUCGCCAAUGGAUGGCAUCAGUGCUGGCACCCAGAGGGAUGAUGUGACACUACGAAUUGUAGUGCGCAUGCCACCUCAGCACAUCAUCAAAGGGGACCUGAAGCAGCAGGAAUUCUAUCUGGGCAGUAGCAAAGUGAGUGGGAAACUGGAUUGGAAAAUGCUGGAUGAAGCAGUCUGUCAGGUCUUCAAGGACUACGUCACCAAGAUGGACCCUGCUCUCACACUGGGGCUCAGCAUUGAGUCUGUCUAUGGCUAUAGCAUCAGCCACAUCAAGCGAGUCUUGGACACAGAGCCACCAGAAAUGCCGCCUUGCCGACGGGGUGUGACCAGCAUCGCGGUGACAUUGAAAGGUUUGAAAGAGAAGUGUGUGGACAGCUUGGUGUUUGAGACCCUUAUCCCCAAGCCGAUGAUGCAGCACUACAUAAGCCUUCUGCUCAAGCACCGCCGCCUUAUCCUUUCUGGGCCAAGUGGAACUGGCAAAACCUACCUAACGAAUCGUCUGGCUGAGUAUUUGGUGGAGCGCUCAGGCCGCGAAGUCACUGAUGGCAUUGUCAACACUUUCAAUAUGCACCAGCAGUCAUGCAAGGACCUACAGCUUUACCUCUCCAAUCUGGCCAAUCAGAUUGAUCGGGAAACAGGGAUAGAUGUGCCAUUGGUCAUCCUUCUUGAUGACCUCAGUGAGCCUGGCUCUAUCAGCGAGCUCGUCAAUGGAGCACUCACCUGCAAGUACCACAAAUGCCCCUAUAUCAUCGGGACAACCAACCAGCCUGUGAAGAUGACUCCAAACCAUGGCCUUCAUCUCAGCUUCAGGAUGCUGACAUUCUCUAAUAACGUGGAGCCAGCCAAUGGCUUCCUGAUGCGCUAUCUACGCCGGAAGCUGCUUGAGUCCGACAGCGAUGUCAAUGCCAAUCGGGAGGAGUUGCUUCGUGUGCUGGACUGGGUGCCCAAGCUCUGGUACCAUUUGCACACCUUCCUGGAGAAGCACAGCACCUCUGACUUCCUUAUUGGUCCCUGUUUCUUCCUGUCAUGCCCCAUUGGUAUUGAGGAUUUCCGGACCUGGUUCAUUGAUCUGUGGAACAAUUCCAUCAUCCCCUACCUUCAGGAGGGAGCAAAGGAUGGGAUCAAGGUGCAUGGGCAGAAAGCUGCCUGGGAAGAUCCUGUGGAAUGGGUGCGAGACACGUUGCCAUGGCCAUCGGCCCAACAAGACCAGUCAAAGCUCUAUCACCUUCCCCCACCCAGUGUGGGGCCUCACAGCAUUGUCUCACCCCCAGAGGAACGGAGUGGCAAGGAUACUACACCCAACUCUCUGGAAUCAGACCCCUUGAUGGCGAUGUUGCUGAAGCUCCAGGAAGCAGCCAACUAUAUUGAGUCUCCCGACCGAGAAACCCUGGACCCCAAUGUGCAGUCGACACUCUAAAGGUGACUGGAUCAGGAUGGGACGGAGACUGGAGUGAGCUGGUCUCUGCUGCCUUCGCUCCUCGUUCUUCUUUGUUUUCUUUUGUAUCUGGAACCUGUGGUUUGGAACAGAACACCACAGAUGGACGAUGGAGGAGGCUGCUUGACCCUCCGCUGCAAGAUACUGCCCCCCCACCCCCCAAUGAGUUUGGUGGUAGGAGAAUGAUGGUUUUUAUUCUUAGGCUUUUUGCCUCUAUCAUAAACUCCUGGGCUUUGCAGUAUGGCUGGGUGGGUGGCGGUGGUGGGACAUUGCUAAAUCCCUCGGAUCCAGGGUUCGCAGCAUCUGAGUUCCUGUAUAGGGUAAAGACUCGAGACCUUGUGGAACUGGCCACUGCAUUGUUUGCAGGGCAAUGCCAGCGGGCAGGGCAACAGACAAGUUUGUGGUUCCCUAACAUGAGGAUCUUUUUAUAAAAAAAAAGUAAAGAAAAGCAAAAACCCAGAAAGGAACCUGGAAGUAUCUGAGUAGAAGAGUCGCCGCUGCAGCAAUCCAGCUGUUGCCGUAACUGUUUCCCCUCCGGAUGCUUCCCUACCACAACAAACAUAGGCAAAGGCCUAGGACUGUUAACUCUGUCUUUUGUACCCUCCUUAUUUAAUCUGCAUGAUCGUCCUUUUACAUUCAGACUUCCAAUAAACUCUGCAUUGUUUUCCC
This is a messenger RNA of Lacerta agilis (Sand lizard), 6655 nucleotides long. RefSeq names its product neuron navigator 1 (gene NAV1). Gene Ontology annotation, biological process: neuron migration; neurogenesis; microtubule bundle formation. The coding region runs from base 122 to 5968 and encodes 1948 amino acids. The transcript is spliced from 32 exons. Gene Ontology annotation, cellular component: axon initial segment; microtubule cytoskeleton. Lineage: Eukaryota; Metazoa; Chordata; Lepidosauria; Squamata; Lacertidae. Gene Ontology annotation, molecular function: ATP hydrolysis activity. The record is from RefSeq and is a predicted model, not a curated record.